UAUCUGGUUUCGAAAAAGAGGUAGCUUUCAAGGUGUUUUUGGUAAGGGUAAACUCUCGAAAAUGCACCUGAGAUACUUUUGAAUCAGUUAAGAUACCCAUGGCGAACUGCCCGGCAGCAUGUUCGCUCUCCCUCCCGCCUCCGCAGAUUCACGAGUCCAGCACGAGGUCGACUCCAAGGACAACUUGGGACAUCAGAUCAACCCGUCCCGACCAUGAGCCCCAAAGUCAAGUGAGGUUUAACGUUUCAUUUGAGCGGGAUCCGUCAUCCUAUUCCUUAAGGGAAAUCGAGAUUGACCAUGCCGGGGAAUCCAAACUGCCCUGCACUCGCUUUUGCGGUGUCUGUGACUUUUGCAGCUUGGUCAAAAGUUUUCUCAGGGGACGUUAUGGAUCUCAAAUGCUGGAUUGGCUCCAGUCCACACCAGUGAAUUCAAGCCCGAGCCCGCUCAAGGUGCUCGUGGAGUUAGAUGCUCUUGCUUUUAUGAGGGAAUGCGCCGGGUGGCUUAUCGAUGGGCGCUUGACCAAAACUGGGGACCCAUACAUUCUCUCCCUGCGUGGCAAGAUGUCCCUUAUUCAGGAUGAUGAGUUAUUGCAGCAGAACACGGAUGUAGUCGUGCCGCUAGAGCUUUUUGCUGAAGACGGCAGCGUUGCCGCGGAAUACUAUGGAAUCCAUCGGAGACCGCUGGACAAACAUGCCCUAAAUGAUCGCAACAUGGAGAAGCUAAGAGCAUGGCUGGAUGAAUGUGAUAAAGAGCAUGGCAAGUGCAAUGAGCCGGAACUAAAGGAGGAGUGGGAUGAAGAAAUGUGGGAGGAUAUCCCAAUGAGAAAAUUCCUGCCAACUCGUCUUCUUGAUGUCGGUGACGCUCACACUGGGCGUCAACCGAAGCUAGUAGUAUCACGAGAGCAUUUUAAUGAAGGUCAGGAUGUGAAAUAUUUCGCCCUGAGCUACUGUUGGGGCUACGAAGAAGAAGAACGGCCUUUCAUGACUCUGCGGCAAUCAUUCUCUGAGCACCUAAAAAGCGUACCGUAUCUGUCGCUUCCAGAAACCUUCCGCAACGUCAUCGAUCUCGCAAGAGAUUUGAAUGUCCAGUAUGUCUGGAUCGACAGCUUAUGCAUCAUUCAAAACCUCCGACGUGACUGGCGACGCGAAUCGGCUCAGAUGCGGAAGAUUUUCAACAAUGCCUACUUAACGAUCGUUGCUGCGUCCGCAUCCUCGAGCCAUGGCGGCUUCUUGCAUCGGGAUAAUGGACCGACAUGUACCAUAUCGAUCGAACAGUCUGACGUUGAUGCCCCGGAUCCGGCACACUAUUCCUACUCCCUCCGCCAUCGACCCGGCGUCAAAUGGUGGGGAAGCGAUAAGAUGGCCGGCAUCUCUGGCGGGCGCUGGAUCAAGCGUGCAUGGACGUUUCAAGAAGAGCGACUCGCCAAACGGGUACUGAUAUUUGGCGAGUCGAAAUUCUUCUUUGAUUGCCGCGAAUUCGAACGAGUGGAGGAUACAGAUUAUCUACAUCUGCGGCCGGACUGGUCUGAGACGCUCUAUGGCGUACCAGAAAGUGAAUUGAUGCAGUCGAUGAUAAGCCAGGUGUCGGGCUUCAGUGCUGGGAGUGCAAGUAACCGACAGCGGCAGCAGCCGGGCAUAUUCGAUCACUGGCAGACGCUUUGCAACCAUUACUCGCGGCGACAACUGACGUUCGAGGACGACAAGUUGCCCGCGCUGUCGGGAAUGGCGAGUACUCUCGGCCUGAAGGUCAAGUCGGAGUACUUGGCAGGGCUCUGGAAAGAUCAUUUGUACCACGACCUGUUUUGGCAGACCAAAGGCACGGCCACCAAAGUCGGGCAAUAUCGAGCUCCCUCGUGGUCAUGGGCGGCGCUGAAAGCCGAGGAGAUCCAGUGGAAAUACUGGUACAGGUGCCUCGACGACAAUUGCAAGCGCUACAGCGAUAUUUUGGAAGUGGAUACGAUGAUCGAUGGAAUCGAUCUUUACGGGGCGGUGGUUGAUGGAUUUCUGAAGAUCGCUGGCCCAAUAGUUCGGGUCAUGUUGACUUGGGAUCCGAUUGAGGGGAUGGCCCGACACCCUUGGAAAGUCUCUGUCGACAGCAAUGAGAUAGCAAGAGCAGACUUGGAUCUACAGAAUGAAGGCCCGGGACAGGAUGAUCGCGAGCGGACCGCUUGGGCCUUACUCGUGGCGAGAUGCACAGGAAGCCAAUCGCCCCCACGAGGAUUAGUUUUAGAAGAAACGCACCGGCCCCACAUACAGGAACGAACCUUAGAACGCAUCGGCAUAUUCAGGAUCUAUCCAGAGAGUUCCCCAACUUCCAAGACAUUCCUUGAGAGAUGGGAGCACAUGCCACGAGAUAAAUUAAUCAUCAUAUAGGGCAAGCCAUUGUUAUCAAGGGAAAUGAAAGCAAAGUUAUUUGGAAAUCGCGUCCCAUGGGUAUCAUACAAAUUUUUCCUAGAACGCCACUUUUGGUUCAGUGAUGGCCUCUGCUUUUGUGAAACUGUGAAGUGAUGGGGAAUUGAUUUGGAUGGGGCAGGAAACGAAGGGCCGAUGUGAACUGUCCUAUCACCGCUUUGUUCUCCGAACCUCAAAGG
Eremomyces bilateralis CBS 781.70 is the source of this 2590-nucleotide messenger RNA. Its product is annotated as HET-domain-containing protein. The transcript has a single exon. NCBI's taxonomy places the organism in Eukaryota, Fungi, Ascomycota, Dothideomycetes, Eremomycetales, Eremomycetaceae. The coding region runs from base 99 to 2372 and encodes 757 amino acids. The record is from RefSeq and is a predicted model, not a curated record.